CUAUCCAAUUGUGUGAGUUACACUCGGACAACCAGCGGGCAUCUUUUCAGUUAAAACCUAAAACGACAGCGUGGUGUAAACCCCUUGCCAGAUCGCAAAGCCAAAAGCCUAGCCCAACAACUACUGUUGGCUGGGCUCUCUCCCAGUUUGAUCCUAGGCGAGUUUAGCCGGAGGACAACAGACAAGCAGAAGUGAUGGGAGUGAGCUUGGAAGGACAGAAGGUGAUAAUGGUACCAUACAUGGAAGCACAUGUCCCAGAGUACCAUGUUUGGAUGCAGGACCCUGCUCUCCUUCAAGCCACCGGAUCAGAGCCCCUAUCCCUCCAACAGGAAUACGAUAUGCAGCUCUCUUGGAACCAAGACCCUCUCAAGAAAACUUUCAUUGUUUUGGAUAAGGAGAUGGUUGAGGGAAAGUUUGUUCAUGGGGAUCCCCAUGUAGAAGCCAUGGUUGGGGAUGUUAAUAUCUACAUGAAUGAUUUGGAUGACCCACAAUUGGCAGAGAUCGAAAUUAUGAUAGCUGAACCAAAAAGCCGUGGUAAGGGCCUUGGGAAAGAAUCUGUCUUGAUGAUGAUGGCCUAUGCAGUUCAGAACUUUGGAAUCCAUGUCUUCCGUGUUAAAAUUGGAGAAUCAAAUGGAUCUUCUCUUAGUUUGUUUCAGAAAUUGGGCUUUGAGGAGGUUUCUCAUAGCGAAAUCUUCAAGGAGGUAACAUUGGAGUUGCCGGUGACAGAGGAAAAGCAAGAGGAGCUUUCACGGUUGUUUGGUAAUGUGGUUACACAUACGUAGCCCAUAGUAAGCUGUAAUUUAUUUUCCCCUUGAGUUAUUAGUGAAAGGAAACACUUGCAUUAGAAUCCUUUGCAAUCAUGCUUAGAAGCUGAAUUUGGUUAGAGUUGGAUGGUACACUAAAAACACUUAAAAUUCCUUUUUAGUUGGGUACUUCCAAGGAGGUUAGACAGGUGUUGGUUAGAGUACUGAGAAGGCCACUCUUAAGUUUGAUGUAAGAGCUGAUUUGUUAUAUCCUUCAUGAUUUUGAUAGAGGAUCUAGGCCAUUUUUUGGGAUAUUUAAGGUGAUAUUUUGACUGCCAAAAUAUUGGCAAAACAAGCAUCAAUUAGUAAUAGCGAGUUGUAGAAACUAGAAUUGCAUGUGAAUGGCAAUUGCUUGAAUCUGAUAGUUGGAACAUUAAUGUGAAUGCUGAGUUUUCAGGAAGAACCACGUAAAGGUUUUUGAUAUUGGUGAUGGUGAAGAUGAUCAAUAAUGUCAAAAACUUGCAAUUGCCAUAAUGACAAACAACGAUGAAUGGCAUAAACAUUAACAGAUUAAUGACAUAGUCGACGACUGAUUUAAAACAUUAUAGUUGGGAUUAAACAUUAUUGACGACUGAUUUAAAACAUUAUAGUUGGGAUUAAACAUUCUGGUUUCUUCCAAAAUUUUCCUUAAGGUGACAGAAAAUCGAGCAGUCCCAAUGACAGAACAUUCUGACCUGAUAGAGGAUGAACCUAGGGAAUGUUGUUUGAAACUGAACUUCCAGCUUGCCGGACAUGAUUAAAAGUAGUUUGGUCACCUAAUGGACCUAGGACAGCAAAGAUAAUCAUCUCAUUGUUAUCAAAUUCUUCUGAGAUAUCGGGAACUGGUAAUCUGAGCGCCCCAGGCUGCAUUGAAGGGUUAUAACUUGUUAUCAACGUUGUAUAAGCAAUCAUACUGCCACUAGAAUCGCGAAAAGCAACACUUGCUUGAGAUCCAAUCAUGCCUCUUCCCAUUGGAUUUAUUGCCCACGCAAUCCAUCCCCUGGGAAUCUGGGUGGCUUUGUAAGCAAUCCGAACCUUUAUAGCGAGUGAACUGUAGUUCCAGUGUAUCGAUGCUUGAAGAACUGGGAGGUCAGUACAUGAAUUGAAGACUUGUUACCUGGAAUGUGUAUUUUGAGUAAGUUUGAGCUAAGGAAGUGAAGACUGAAGACCAGAGUUGUAAGAGUGCUACUCAGAAAGAUUAUCGUUGUGGUUAAACCCAUGAGAUGUAUUGAACAUAAGGGGAGCGCAUUACU
Molecule: messenger RNA, 2035 nt
Organism: Durio zibethinus
Lineage: Eukaryota; Viridiplantae; Streptophyta; Magnoliopsida; Malvales; Malvaceae
Product: Acyl-CoA N-acyltransferases (NAT) superfamily protein
Molecular function (GO): N-acetyltransferase activity
Source: RefSeq, a predicted model, not a curated record